AUGUGCGACUACGACGUUGAUCACGAGGUCAAGCUGGUGCAGUACCACAUGAAGCGACUGGGCAAGGACGCCGGUAACGGCACCUGGACCAUCACCUUCGGCGAGUUCUUCAACGACAAGGACGUCGAGCAGAUCUUCGAAUCGCUCGUCGGCUCGCUCAAGGCCGCCAAGAGGAGGGGCUGCAUCGAUUUCCCCGGCCAGCUCCUUCUGAUGCCCACCCACAAGGACGUCGUGCUCACUCUCAAGGUCCCUCUCCCCGACGGCGAGAUCCCCCACGACCCCAAGCCCGCCAAAUAG
Molecule: messenger RNA, 297 nt
Organism: Acanthamoeba castellanii str. Neff
Lineage: Eukaryota; Discosea; Longamoebia; Acanthamoebidae
Exons: 1
Coding region: 1-297 (98 amino acids)
Biological process (GO): regulation of actin filament-based process
Source: RefSeq, a predicted model, not a curated record